AUAAGAUAAACAGCCAAACAAACACUUAGACAGAACACAUUGACACUGUGGUUUAUCAGAACAACGGAAGCUUCAUCUCACUGUACCUUUGUUUACCCCACCAUGGAGGACCAACAACAAACAGAAACCCUUGUACCGAAGGGGCCCGGAAAAAUGAAGCUGGACGAAGUUCUGGAUACGAUCGGCCAGUUUGGACGCUACCAGAAGUUCAUAUUCGUGUUGAUAUGCAUUCCUGGUAUAAGUUGUGGCAUUGUUAUGACUUUGGCAGUGAUACUACUCGGGAUUCCGAACCACAGAUGCAGUAUUCCUGGUUAUGAGAAUGACACCUAUGCAAUACAGGAUCCUCUUCAUCAAGAGCACGUGGCCAGGUAUAUCCCGCCUCCAACAGACGACACAUCUCUGCCAUAUGACAAGUGCCACCUCUACAGCUAUAACGCCACCAGCACAAGGUUCGACAACUCCAGUCAUCCAAUCAAUGCUACGCUGGUGACAUGUACAUCAUGGGUGUAUGACGAUAGCGAGUUUUAUGAAACUUUUGUAUCAAAGCACGAUCUGGUUUGUGGCAAUCAUUAUAAAGUAUCUACAGCUAAGACCAUCUUCUUCGGGGGUGUUUUGGUGGGCGCCCUCAUCUUUGGUUCACUCUCGGACGGUCUUGGCCGUAAGAAGACCAUCAAUAUAUCAAUGGCAUUGCUGUUUGCAUCCUCUAUAGGCCUGGCCUGGGCUCCAAACUACAUUGCUUACGUCAUUCUUAGGUUCUUAGCCGGUAUGGCAUUCUCGGGAACCUUCAUUACUGCCUACGUCAUAGGUGUUGAAAUCGUAGGGCCAUCCAAACGUAAAUACACGGGCAUAAUCAACGAAAUUUUCUUCGCAUUUGGAGAAUGUUUUUUGGCCGGCGUUGGAUUCCUAGUAAGGGACUGGCACUAUGUGGAAAUCAUAAUAGCAGCGCCAAUGGUCUUGUAUCUAGCCUACUGGUGGUUAAUACCUGAAUCCCCAAGAUGGUUGAUCAACAAAGGAAGGUUUGACGAAGCAGAGGAAAUACUCCGAAAAGCCGCCAAAAUCAACAAGAAAGAGUUACCUAGCAAACAAAUACUUGACAGAGACAUGAGAGACGACACAAAAACAGAAAAAGUCUACAAGAUAUUCACAUCUCGAGUUCUCUUCAUCCGGACAUUAAUCAUCUUAUACAACUGGAUGGUGGUCAGUAUGACGUAUUACGGACUGACCCUUAACUCUGGAAAUCUCAGUGGAGAUGUUUACCUCAAUUUCUUUUUUUCUGGAAUGGUCGAGUUUCCAGCCUACAUCAUCAGCAUCGUUUUUCUCGACAGAUUAGGCAGGAGGACACUUCAUUGUAUAAUGAUGCUUGCUGGAGGCGUGGCUUGUUUGUCAACAAUAUUCACAGUUUUAUAUGGUGGAAAAGAUCUUCAGAUUUUAACAACGGUCCUAGCUUUGAUAGGGAAGCUCGGGUCAUCUGCAGGAUUCGCUCUCAUCUACAUAUAUUCCGCAGAGCUGUUUCCAACUGUUCUCAGGAAUGCCGCCAUUGGUAUAUUCUCUUGUGGUGCCAGGGUCGGUGGAAUGGUGGCGCCAUUGAUAGCCGACUCGGUAACUAUAAUAGGCGGGAAGAUGGGCCAGGCCAUCCCGUUGGUGAUAUUUGGAGCGGCGUCUGUCCUUGCUGGUAUUCUCACAUUGUUCCUGCCUGAAACUCUAAACACACGUCUGCCAGAAACAAUAGAAGAUGCUAGACUAUUCGGCACGGAGAAAUACAACAAACAAAUUCAAAGAGAUAUACAUGUUAGUCCGGAUGAGGAAUCGACGACCAAAUUUUAUUGUCAUUUUAUUGGUCUUAUUUUUGAUCCAGCCCACUAUUAUCAGACGAAGUUCGAAGAAAUUUUAGGAAUUAUUGGAGAAUUUGGAUUCUAUCAGAAAUGUGUUUUUCUGAUGCUAUGCUUCCCACCGCUAGUAACUGCAAUGCAUUUGGUAAUGAGCGUGUUCGCACUUGGCAUUCCAGAUCACAGAUGUGCCAUACCAGGGUACCCUAACGAUACAUUUGCCAUCCAAAGUCCAUCUCAUGAAGCUUUGGUCAAACGACUCGUGCCGCCGUCGACGGACGAAACCCUGGAUUACGCCAAGUGUGACCUGUAUGAUCGGUCGUACGACGGUGAUGAUAACUCUACCGACCUAAAGGCCUGUUCGAGUUGGGUUUACGACAGGAGUGUCUACAUCAACACAUUCACGUCGGAACAUGACAUCGUGUGUAACGACAAAUUGAAGACGACACAUGCGCAGAUGAUUUAUUUCGGUGGAGUGAUGGUUGGAUCAGUUGGCCUGGGGUCUAUAUCAGACAUAAUCGGACGGAAGAAGACUUUGCACUUUUCCUUUUUAAUGCUACUGGGGACGACCCUAGGUUUAGCAUGGGCUCCGGAUUUCGUCACCUUUUGUGUACUUCGGUUCCUUAUAGGAGUAUCGUGUGCUGGAGUAUUCAUGACUGCUUUCGUCAUAAGUAUUGUCCUCCAGUGUUUUUCUGCCGCCGGAUUGGUCAUUCUGGGAGGGAUAGGCUACGCCUUCGGAGAGUGGAAAUCUAUUGAAAUCGCGGCUGCCGUACCUUCCGUCGUCUUCCUAUUCUACUGGUGGUUUAUCCCUGAGUCACCGAGAUGGCUGAUCAGUCAGGGUAAAAUCGAGGAGGCCAACAAGAUCAUACAGAAGGCGGCCAAGGUAAACAAGGUGACGAUUCCAGAGAAGAUUCUGAAUGCUGACUCUAUAGAGGAACCGGAAACUGGUCGCCUAUGGCACCUGUUUACAUCCCGUGUUCUCCUUAUAAGGACACUCAUCAUAUUCUUUAACUGGGGUGUGGUCAGUUUGGUUUACUACGGCCUCUCCUUGAACACCGGAAACCUCGGAGGUGAUUUCUACGUGAACUUCCUAUUGACUGGCCUGGUCGAGUUUCCCGCUUAUGCGUUAUGCCUUGUUUUACUCGACAGAGUCGGCAGAAGACUUCUCCAUGCCUCAUGUAUGAUAGUUGGCGGUGCUGCAUGCGUAAUAACAAUAUUCCCCAUGUUAUACGCAGGUGAAAGUCUUCAGCCAAUUACAGUCACUCUGGCCAUGCUGGGUAAGGUUGGAGCAGCUGCUGCCUUCGCUGUGAUAUAUGUGUGGUCAGCAGAGUUAUACCCGACCGUUGUAAGGAACGCCGGGAUGGGCGCCAGCUCCUCGUGCGCUCGUAUAGGGAGUAUGAUUGCGCCGUACAUUGCCGAUUUGAGUCAGGUCGUUGAGGGUAACUUAGGACGAGCAGUACCCUUGCUCAUUUUUGGCACAGCAUCCGUAGUAGCUGGAAUAAUGUCACUAUGGUUACCGGAAACUAAAAACAGCGAGCUUUCCGAGACUCUUGAGGAUGGGAAACGAUUUGGUCGACAGACAGAUAGGAAACAGGGCUGUAAUUUGGUUAUGAGGCAUUUAGUUCCCCGAAACGACAAAAAUGGAGUGACCACCAUCACAAAUUUAUGAGGCUAUGCCAAGUGUCGGGACAUUAACAUUUUGUAGGUGAGGUACCCUGGGACACUGGAGGAAACAGGAGAUGUUGAUGUAUCCAAGUUACUGAUUGGAAUUUAA
Molecule: messenger RNA, 3600 nt
Organism: Pecten maximus
Lineage: Eukaryota; Metazoa; Mollusca; Bivalvia; Pectinida; Pectinidae
Exons: 22
Coding region: 103-3495 (1130 amino acids)
Biological process (GO): transmembrane transport
Cellular component (GO): membrane
Molecular function (GO): transmembrane transporter activity
Source: RefSeq, a predicted model, not a curated record